AUGCGGUUUCUGCUGAAGCUGGCCUUGCUGCUGUACUGUGUCCAGAGGGAGACACGUGGCAAGACUGAAUCUCCCCAGCCAGGGGGCGCCGUAGAGGAGGAAGAUGGCAGAGCAGAUGAGGAGGGAUCAGGUCGGCGUUGGGCGGUGCGGACCCGACGUGGGGCGGAGCCACCGUGUGGCCUGCGCACGCUGCUGCUGCAGGUGCGAGACCUGGGGCUGGGCUACGACUCCGACGAGACGGUGCUCUUCAAGUACUGCAGCGGCGCCUGCCCCUGGGUGCGCUCCAACCACGACCUCACCCUCACCAACCUCCUCCAGCGGGGCGCCCUGCCGCCCCCUCUGCCCGGGGAGGGGUGGUACAACACCCCCUGCUGCCGGCCCACGCACCACGAGGACAUGGCCUUCCUGGACAACACGCACCGCUGGCACAAAGUGGAGAAGCUGUCCGCCGCCGGCUGCAGCUGUGUGGGUUAA
Molecule: messenger RNA, 474 nt
Organism: Megalops cyprinoides (Indo-Pacific tarpon)
Lineage: Eukaryota; Metazoa; Chordata; Actinopteri; Elopiformes; Megalopidae
Product: artemin
Exons: 2
Coding region: 1-474 (157 amino acids)
Molecular function (GO): growth factor activity; glial cell-derived neurotrophic factor receptor binding; receptor tyrosine kinase binding
Source: RefSeq, a predicted model, not a curated record